CCGACUCUGCGUGACUGACCGACGCCUAUCCGCGAGAGCAAAAUUACCACCGCGUACCUCCUCAUCUCAGAAAAAGAGAGAGGGAGAAGAACAGAGAGAAAAGAGGAAGCCGAUUAGAGAGGUGUGGACAAAGUUAGAAAAUUAAGUAAAAAAUCUUACUAAUGAAGACAAGGGGGUCGCGUUGUAACGGGAACUAAAGGAACUUUCAACAACUUGUUUUUUUUUUUUCUUUGUGUGGCUUCCAGCUACGCUCCUUAUUUUACAUUUUUUUUUUGGCUUCGAAAACUUUUUUGUUGGAAGCAAAGAUGCGGAUAGGCGGCGGAAGCAGACAGGCCGGAGCGUGAAUUUUCAGGCAGAACACCAACAGGGGCCGGGAGACUCCUGGGAUACGUUAGAAUAACCUGGAUCGACUUUGAGGUGGUUGAAAUAUCUUAGGUUUUUUAAUCGACUACACGGUUGUUUUUGGCAGAUCUCAGCGGGCUUUGACACGGAGGACCUGCGCGUGACCAAACAUGCUGAAGUGGCUGAGUGAGGUGUUCUGGCAGGAGCGAUUGUGGUUCCCUGAAGGUUUAGGGUGGGCGGAUCUUGAGGACCGUGAUGGGCGUGUCUAUGCAAAGGGGCGGGACCUGUGGGUAGCCCUGCCCAUUGCCUUUGUCUUCCUGGUGGUACGAUGGAUCUUCGAGAGGACUGUAGCCACUCGAUUGGCUUCUCUGCUUGGUGUGAAAGAGAUUGUACGAGUCAGAGCAACACACAACCCAACACUGGAGUCCUACUACUGCAGCACCAGCAAAUACCCAACACAGAGCUGCGUAGAGCGUUUAUCUAAACAGUCGGGCUGUACAGAGAGGCAGGUUCAGCGCUGGUUCAGACGACGCCGAAACCAGGACAGACCCAACCUCCUGAAAAAGUUCAGAGAGGCCAGCUGGAGAUUUACCUUUUAUCUUCUUGCUUUCAUUGCUGGCCUGGCCGCCCUCGUUGAUAAACCCUGGCUGUAUGAUCUACAGGAAAUGUGGAAAGGAUUCCCUACCCUGACUCUCUUGCCGUCUCAGUACUGGUACUAUAUGAUCGAGUUGGGUUUCUACGCCUCUCUCCUCUUCAGCGUGGCCUCUGAUGUCAAGCGCAAAGACUUUAAAGAACAGAUCAUUCACCAUGUGGCGACCAUCAUGUUAAUCAGUUUCUCGUGGUGUGUGAACUAUAUCAGAGCAGGAACUCUCAUUAUGCUCCUACACGACUCUUCAGAUUACCUGUUAGAGUCGGCUAAGAUGUUUAACUAUGCAGGAUGGAGGAACACCUGUAAUUACAUCUUCAUCCUCUUCGCCGCAGUCUUCAUCGUCACACGCCUCAUCAUCUUCCCCUUCCGGAUAAUGUACUGUACGUGGAUCUACCCAGUGACUGUCUAUCCACCGUUCUUUGGUUAUUAUUUCUUUAACGGGCUCCUGAUGAUCCUCCAGUGUCUCCACUUAUUCUGGGCAGUUCUCAUCAUCCGCAUGGCCGUCAGGUUCCUCACCAGCAAUGAGACAGUGGAGGAUGAGCGGAGUGAUAAAGAGGAGACUGACGAGUCGGGAGAGGAGGAAGAGGAAGACAAAACCAGAGAGAUGAAGAGGAACGGACCGAUACAGAACGGACACGUCAUACACAACAACAACCACCGCAAAACGGAGUGACGUGUGUGAAAGGAAGAGUGCGCAAAGGACAGAGGACCGACCCCAGUCUCUCUCUCCCCAGUCGUUAGAGAGAAAAAGAGAAAGAAAGACAGAGAGAGGGAGAGAGAGGGAUGGGAGAACAGAGAGGUGGAAAAGAGGGAUUCAUUCAUUCUAGCUGUUGGAGAACAAUUGAUAAAGCCUUUCCUUCGAGUACACUACAAAAGAAAAAAAAAAACAGCAAAAAAACCACACACACACACACACACACACACUCACA
Molecule: messenger RNA, 1920 nt
Organism: Chanos chanos (milkfish)
Lineage: Eukaryota; Metazoa; Chordata; Actinopteri; Gonorynchiformes; Chanidae
Gene: cers2b
Product: ceramide synthase 2b
Exons: 11
Coding region: 513-1664 (383 amino acids)
Biological process (GO): ceramide biosynthetic process
Cellular component (GO): membrane
Molecular function (GO): sphingosine N-acyltransferase activity; DNA binding
Source: RefSeq, a predicted model, not a curated record